GUAUUUCCCGUUCCUUAGUUUAGAUUGCGUUUGUCAGCUGUUCAGUUCAGUUCAAUAUGGAAGUGUUGGUAGUUGCAAUUGCUUUGUUAUAAAGACUUUGGAACGAGAUAAACACAAGCAGAUCGUUGAGUGCAAUCCGUCUCGUGCAAUUUAUGCAAAAUUUCGCUCGUAACGUGGAUGUGUUGACACAAGGUCUCAAGUACGGUAUAUCCGGCCUCAUGAACCUCGCAAAUCAGACUUCUGAUUCUCAGAAUGGUGUUUUUUUUGUCAAUUUCAACCAAGAUUGCACAUCAUUAGCAGUUGGAUCCAAGUCUGGAUAUAAAAUAUUUUCUCUUAGUUCUGUGGACCAUCUAGGAAAAAUAUUCGAAAAUGACACAGAAGAUGUAUUUAUUGUCGAAAGGUUGUUCAACAGCAGUCUUUUGGCAAUGGUUAGCCUAUCUUCCCCCCGCAAACUCAAAGUUUGCCAUUUUAAAAAAGGAACUGAAAUAUGUAACUACAGUUACUCAAACACAAUUUUGGCUGUGAAACUCAAUAGAGCGAGAUUGGUAGUAUGUCUGGAAGAAUCUUUAUACAUUCACAAUAUUCGAGAUAUGAAGGUGCUGCACACAAUUCGAGAAACACCACCAAACCUAGCUGGACUUUGUACACUUUCUAUAAACAGCGACAACUGUUAUUUGGCCUACCCUGGUUCGAAUACCAUUGGAGAAGUUCAAAUUUUUGAUGCGACUAACCUGCAAGCCAAAACAAUGAUUCCAGCUCACGAUAGUCCUUUGGCAGCUCUUGCUUUCAGUCCUAAUGGAACAAAAGUUGCAACUGCAUCCGAGAAGGGCACUGUCAUCAGGGUCUUUAACGUUAAUGAUGGCACUAAACUGUUUGAGUUUCGGCGAGGGGUGAAAAGAUGCGUCUCGAUAAGUAGUCUUGCUUUUAGUAUGGAUUCAAUGUUCCUUUGUUGUUCCAGCAACACGGAGACUGUGCAUAUUUUUAAGCUGGAGGAACCCAAGGAAGCGCCUCAGCAACAGCCAGAAGAGGCCCAGAGUUGGAUGGGCUACUUAACGAAGGCAGUUUCCGCGUCGGCGAAUUACUUACCUUCUCAAGUCACCGAUGUGUUUAAUCAAGGUCGUGCCUUUGCAAGUGUUCAUUUACCUUUUCAAGGGUUAAAAAAUGUUUGUGCCAUCACUACCAUACAAAAAGUGUUGAGGCUUCUCGUCGCCAGUGCUGACGGUUACCUUUACGUAUACAAUUUGGACACGAAUGAAGGGGGUGACUGUACUCUUUUAAAACAACACAGAUUGGAUGGUAAACAAGACGAAGUAGACUGUGCUACUGUUUCGACAACUGGAUCGGGAGAGAGUUCCGUAACGGCCAAUCAGGCUGUUCCAAAUUCAGCCUGCAUAAAUAGCUACGCGGGUGCGUUGCGUGGCCGCUCGCCAGACUCCAUGUCAGGUACUGAAUCGGAAAAGUAUCACGAAUGGAUAGCAGCAACGGAGAGUCCACCGAAAGGAGGUGGACCUUUUCGUUUAGACGACGACACAGAAUUUCCACCAGUUACACAAAGAACGGAAUGAAGGGAACAUAUUCCGCAUAUCAAAAGACGAAAAAAAAUUUUCCAGAGGAUAGAAAGUGCUUUGUGAUCAUAAAAAAUUUCCUCUGUGAUUUCUCAACACCAAGAUAGUACGAAAAUUUGCAGUUUACAUAUUAAAAAAAUGGGAAAUUCAUUUGCGACAAUAUUUCUUUUCAAAUUUAGUUGUUAAAUGCAAUUACUUUUGAAGCUGAGAUGGAGUACACAAAACAAAAGGACAGGAAAUGAAUAUUUCCAGUGUUCAUAGAUUAUGGCGUUAGAUUAUUUGUAUCUAAUUUAUUAAUUUAAAAUCAUCGGUGCCAAUUCGUAGACCGGUUGGGACUUGACCGACAUUAAUUAUACGCUUCCGAGCGAAUUGUUUGUACAUUAUUAUUAUUAUUAUUAUUUGAUUAAUACCAUUAUCCUAAGUAUGGUAGAACACACUGUAUUUGUCGUAACUCUUGUCUGUGUAAUAAUAUGUAACCAAAUGAGCAUGUAUUCGAGUUACCGUAGAAAUUACUGAAUGGAGUGUACGACUCGCAUAUGCUAGGCCAGUGUCACACAUAUAUCCAUAAUAUGUUCUUCGGUUUUAUACUAACGAACCUUGUUUAGUAUAUAUAUAAAUAAUAAAACUCUGAUGACAAAUGUACAUACAUAAAAUUGUUAACACAUUGAUGUCAGUACUCGUAAGAUUAUUAUUUUUAUUAUCAUAUUAUCAUUAAUACAUACAUCAAUUGUAUGAUUUAGGCUCUCAUACAUUAAGAUAAUGCUUUCCUAAAAACUUCCACUCUUAGAUUCUCAAUAUGACUACCCAUAAGUGGAAAAAUGUGAUGAUAGAAUGUACAGAUAUUAUCAAACGAUUACUUGUUUAUCAACAUCUCAAAGUAGGAAGUCAACUUUUUGUCUAAUAAAAAUUCACUUUUCUCUAA
Leptopilina heterotoma is the source of this 2487-nucleotide messenger RNA. It is a transcript of the gene Atg18a, whose product is annotated as WD repeat domain phosphoinositide-interacting protein 2. Gene Ontology annotation, molecular function: protein binding; phosphatidylinositol-3,5-bisphosphate binding; phosphatidylinositol-3-phosphate binding. The transcript is spliced from 11 exons. Gene Ontology annotation, biological process: protein lipidation; nucleophagy; protein localization to phagophore assembly site. NCBI's taxonomy places the organism in Eukaryota, Metazoa, Arthropoda, Insecta, Hymenoptera, Figitidae. Gene Ontology annotation, cellular component: phagophore assembly site membrane; cytosol; extrinsic component of membrane. Bases 153 to 1565 code for a protein of 470 amino acids. The record is from RefSeq and is a predicted model, not a curated record.